UCAUAUCAGGGAUGCUGAAAGCGUGCGCGGCGUCGCACUGCAGGGCCGCUGAUAAGUGUACUCCGCAGCUCGUGGCUUCGUGGGCAAUAAUUCGACGGACCGACAGCAGAACGCGAGGCUGGCAGAAGUGUCUAGGACGUAAUACGAUGCUGGGUUGACGUGGUCAUGCGGUCGUAUCUGCUCAAAGGGAGGGGCAGCCUACAUCCUAGCUGCAUGUAGGCAAUAGGAGCGGCCUGUAGUUCUGAACCGUCUCCAGCUCCAUGUUCGCGGGAGCCGUUGACCGUGAAGUUGGAGUCAUGGUACGACCCUUUGUACCACUAAUCUCUAUCACCUUGCGUCCUCCCAUAGUGCUGGGCCGCCGAGGCUUCCAUAUGGCGUGCCAAUCUAGAACUGCGGAAAUUUCUGAUCUGUGGGUCCCUCACAACAGAGCCGGCAGAGGUCUCUGAGACUAUGCGAAUUUGUCUCACUGCCGUAUGCCUGGAUUUCGUUCAGGGCGUAGGUGCAGAUUCACAAGGCGUCAUGUCGAAACGUACAGCUCGGAUGAUGGAAGAGGGAUCUUCCUCACGUCACAACAUAUCGGGAGGAUCACAACGGUCCAGCCCUGAGUCCACUCGUUCCUUGCGCUCCGAAGACCUCAGUGUCGUCAACGAGAAUGGACGAGCGUAUCCGAAUGACACAUUCUUCAUGCCAUGCGAUUCACAAGAACAGACCCGUCUGUCCAUCCUCCACCGAGUGUUUUUGAACGCUCUUGGGGGUCAAUUGACGACUGCCCCUUUACCCUCGACAAUCGAGCGUAUACUGGACGUUGGAUCCGGAUCCGGAGACUGGGCCGUGGCAAUAGCUCUCGAAUACCCUGGAGCCGAGGUUGUCGCAGUUGAUCUCGCCGUCUGGGACGUGGAAGCUGCAGAGGAAGAUGCUAAGCAGAGGCUUGAUGAGCAAGGGAUGCAUGAUGUCGAGCUGCCUGAAGUGACAUGGGAGAUUGCCGAUCUUGACAUGUGGGGCCCAGUGGAACAUGUCGAAGUAACCGUCGAAGAAGGCAUUGAAGAUGAACAUGUCGCCAAGUCUGUCACAGGCCUUAAUACGCAGGAAGGUGGCAAGGGCAGAGCGAAUUCUGUGCAGUCGAACAGGAGCAGCCGGAGGGAAAGCUGGCGUAGAAGCUAUAAUCCCCCUUCUCGGAGAGGUUCCGUGAACCUAGGCUGGAACUUUAGCGAGCCAUUCGACUUCAUACAUAUCCGUGGUAUGAAAGGUGCCUUCGCAUAUUGGACAGGAGUCUACAGAGAAUGUUAUGCAAACCUCGUCCCGGGCGGCUGGCUCGAGGUCGUCGAUUUCCAAUACCACAUAGCGCAGCCAGACUCCGUGAUGCGUGAAGUCUUCAUCAACUUCCAUGCUGUAGCAUCAAAGUCGGGUUAUCCGGUUACAACAACACAUCUCCAGCGAGAGUUCUUCGAGGCAGCGGGCUUCGAGGAAUAUGAAAUGAUCGCCAUUGACAUUCCACUGGGAGCUUGGCCAGGCGAUGACGAGAAUCACACUCUCGGUAAGAUGCACCUGGUCAGCUUGGUGGAAAGCAUCGAGGCAACGGCGCUGAGAAGUAUGACAAAACAUGCUGGCUUCACCAAGGAGGAAGUGCAGGAGCGUUGUGGGGACGUUGUGCAGGAGUUAUUGACCGGUGUCCAUGAUCAGCUGGAGACAAGUUUUCGAUUUGUGAGAGCCAGGAAGCCGUUGAACGAUGAUAAGUGAUCGAUUGUCUGCAAAAUGCGUGUUUCUCGGAGCUCAACCUGGAUCUGAAUUUUGACCUUUGUUGGUAUUAAAUCGAUCGGUGACCUGACUGGACUUGGAGGCAAGGCUGUGUUAGUAUUCGUGUAUGUUAACAUUGCAUAGAUACCCCGAAUGAGCGAACACGUAUGAUGACGGAAAGCAGAAAUCAAUAUAGAAAAUGAGUCGUCUCGGAGCUGAAGAAGUGUGAAUGCGCAAAGAACGCGCUGCCACGUGACCACCUGAUAUAAUGCGACGUCUUUGUCCUUU
Molecule: messenger RNA, 2022 nt
Organism: Pseudovirgaria hyperparasitica
Lineage: Eukaryota; Fungi; Ascomycota; Dothideomycetes; Acrospermales; Acrospermaceae
Product: S-adenosyl-L-methionine-dependent methyltransferase
Exons: 1
Coding region: 451-1737 (428 amino acids)
Molecular function (GO): methyltransferase activity
Source: RefSeq, a predicted model, not a curated record